Plectropomus leopardus (leopard coralgrouper) is the source of this 3016-nucleotide messenger RNA. RefSeq names its product RNA binding motif protein 25a (gene rbm25a). The record is from RefSeq and is a predicted model, not a curated record. Gene Ontology annotation, biological process: regulation of alternative mRNA splicing, via spliceosome. Gene Ontology annotation, cellular component: spliceosomal complex. NCBI's taxonomy places the organism in Eukaryota, Metazoa, Chordata, Actinopteri, Perciformes, Serranidae. Gene Ontology annotation, molecular function: mRNA binding.
GAAUAGGUCCCAGUUAUUUGUAUCCACAGGGUAUCUCAGCGCGCUGGUGGUGAUUAUAACGCUAAUCUUUAGCAUUACGUUUACCCGUUUAACGCGUUUAAUGGGCUUUUAUUCGGAAAACCCGCAGUAUUAUUAGACACUGGGUUCUGUUUUACACGUGACAGCAGGCUCCUGUAGGGAUUUUUUUGAGGAUGUCAUACCCUCCUCCGCUCAACCGCCAGCAGAUCGGCAUCCCGCAGUUACCUCCCAGGAUCCCGCCUCCUCAGUAUGCGGGGUUUGCACCGACUGUCCCGCCAGGUACUCCCAUGAUCCCUGUUCACAUGGGCGUUGUGACCCCCACACCCACAGUUCUUGUCCCGACCACAGUCGCUGUAGCACAGAAGCCGAUGCUUCCAAAAAAGGAGCCUACCAUCAGAGCCAAGGACACAGACGACAGCGCAGGUCCCACCACCACUGUGUUUGUAGGCAACAUCUCUGAAAAGGGAUCUGACAUGUUGGUCAGACAGCUUCUAGCGAAAUGUGGUAUUGUUCUAAGCUGGAAAAGGGUCCAAGGUGCCUCUGGGAAACUUCAAGCCUUCGGGUUCUGUGAGUAUAAGGAGCCUGAAUCAACGCUGCGAGCCCUCAGACUUCUGCACGAGCUGCUGUUGGGUGAUAAGAAGCUGUUGGUGAAGGUAGAUGCCAAGACCAAGGCCCAGCUCGAUGAGUGGAAGGCCAAGAAGAGGAGUGCCAAUGGGGGAGCUAGCUCUAAGAACGGGGACGACGAUGAGGAGGAGGUUCUGGAUGAAGAAACCCUACGUCGGGACCAGGUUGUGAAGGGGGCGAUAGACCUCCUCAUCCGAGAGUAUGCAAGUGAGCUCAAUGCUCCGUCUCAGGAUGCAGACAGCCAACCUCGCAACAAGAAGCGGAAAGAGAAGAAAGAGGAGGAGGAUAUCAAUGCCAUGGAGAUGGAGGACGACAAGAGAGACUUGAUUUCCAGAGAAAUCAGUAAAUUCCGGGACACACACAAGAAACUUGAGGAGGAAAAAGGAAAGAAAGAAAAGGAGCGUCUGGAGAUCGAGAGGGAAAGGAGAGAGAGGGACAAAGAGCGGGAGCGCGAGAGGGAGCGCCGAGACCGCGAGAAAGAGAAGGAAAGGGAGAGAGAGAGGGACAAGGAGCGUGAAAGAGACCGGGAACGGGAGAGAGACCGGGAACGGGAGAGGACGAAGGAGAGAGAGAGGGAGCGGGAGAGGGAGAGGAGUCGAGACGUCAGUGAAGAUCGCAGCAGAUCGAGAGAGAGGACUAGAGAGGACAAAAAACGCGACCGUGAAGAAGAUGAGGAGGACGUGUACGAACGAAGGCGGCUCGAGAGGAGGCUUAGAGACAAGGAGGCGGCUUACCAAGAGCGGCUGAAAAAUUGGGAGAUCAGGGAGAGGAAGAAAUCUCGUGACUACAGCAAAGAAACGGAGAGGGAGGACGAGAGGCGUCGGGAAACGAUGAAAGAAGCCAAAAGACUGAAAGAAUUUCUUGAAGAUUACGACGAUGACAGAGACGACCCAAAAUACUACAGGGGCAGCGCUUUGCAGAAGCGACUCCGUGACAGAGAAAAGGAGACAGAGUUGGACGAGCGAGACCGGAAGAGGGAGAAGGAGGAGCUGGAGGAGAUCAGACAGAGGCUCCUGGCUGAAGGUCACCCUGACCCUGAUGCUGAGCUGCAGAGGAUGGAGGAGGAGGCAGAGCGCAGACGACAGCCUCCUCUGAAACUUGAACCUGAGGAGGACGUAAACCAGGAGAAGUCUCGCAAAGAUCGGGAUCGGGAGAAGAGAGGGUCGGGAAGACCCGCAGAGCCGAUGCCUCGAGCCCCUCCGCAGCAUUCGGAUGAUGAUGAGGAGGAAGGGGAAGAAGAUGACUAUCACGAUGGUGAGGACUCACAAGAAGCCAAGCUGCAAGUCAAACCCAUCAUGCGACCAAUCACCACCGCUCCCUCGGUGUCCUCGGCCAGUGGGAACGCGACUCCAAACACACCCGGCAACGAAUCUCCCUGCGGCAUCAUCAUUCCAGGUGAAAACACUCCUGAGGUCCAACCUCCGGAGGAGCACCGGCCCAAGAUAGGUCUCAGUCUCAAACUGGGUGCCACCAACAGUCCCAGCCAGCUCAGCGUAGGAAAGAGAAAGAAGCUGGCGACCGUUGAAAGCGUUUUCAACAAGUUUGAUGACGAGGAGGCCGAUGAGCAGCCUCGCAAAAGGAAACUGGUUCCACUGGACUACGGGGAUGACGACAAGAGUCUGGGGCUGGACGGGGCCGAAAUUUCAGGGGCCAAAGGUAGCAUCAACUCGGAGGAGAAACGUAAGCACAUAAAGAGCCUUAUUGAGAAAAUCCCCACCGCCAGGCCGGAGCUCUUCUCCUACCCUCUGGACUGGGCCAUGGUCGACUCGACUCUGAUGGAUCGACGCAUUAGACCGUGGAUCAAUAAAAAGAUUAUUGAAUACAUUGGCGAGGAGGAACCCACGCUGGUUGAUUUUGUCUGUUCAAAGGUGAUGGCACACAGCACCCCUCAGGGUAUUCUCGAUGAUGUUGCUAUGGUUCUUGAUGAAGAAGCAGAGGUCUUCAUAGUAAAAAUGUGGCGGUUGUUAAUAUAUGAAACAGAAGCAAAGAAAAUCGGACUGGUGAAAUAAAGAUCACGGGUCUCUGUGACUGACUUCCUUAAAAUCACAGUUCUGCUGUCGACAGUUUUCUGGUCCAGCAGGCUGUAGACAACACGUGCCCCUCCAUUCCAUCAGCAAGGAGCUGCUGCCUUGUAUGUGUGUGUGUUUGGGAGGGAAAGUCUGAGCUGUGAACAGAAGAGGUUUGCACAAACAUACUGCAUGAUAAAACUUUGGUUGUAUUUUUUUUCUUUGUUGAUGCUGUUGAGGCAGAAAACAGUUGCAAUACAGCGAUCUGUUAUUGAAAAUGUUGGACUCAUUCUGCUUUGAUUUACUGUCGUCAUGUUGAGGCACUGCUUCAUUGUGUGAACUAAUAAAUAUGCUUUUUUUUUAGAAAA